GUGAUUUGCCACAGAGGCGGCAGCGGAGCAUAGCACUCGUCCUGGAGGGGGUUUAAACCCUAAGAAAAACUCUGUUGAUUGUCUUGAAUUGAUAUUCCUUCGUGUGUCCGGCCUGCAGAGCUGAGAAAAACUGUGCGCGGUGCGUAAUUACGCACGGGGACGACGGAUCUGCGGUGUUGCUCGCAGUGGAAACCCGCGGACAAAGGAAGGCAGGCAGGCAGGCUGGAGUACAACAACUGACUUGAGAAGAGAGGAGUACUGUCGGAGGGGAAACGGGUGGAAUCUGGAGUCGGAAGUGAUUUGUCAUUCUUUUUUUCGAAAUGUAACUUGAAACGUUCAACAUUUCCAGGAAGAAGCGAGACAGUUUGGAAAGCGAGGGGAGUAGAGGAGAAACAGUGGAGUGGUGAGUGGAACCAGUCUGCAAAUCAGCAUCCAGAUCUUCGGAGCAUGGGGGAGCAGCCCAUCUUCAGUGCCAGAGCUCAUGUCUUCCAGAUCGACCCGGCCACCAAACGCAACUGGCUGCCGGCCAGCAAACAUGCCGUCACCGUUUCCUUCUUCUAUGAUGCCAGCAGGAGUGUGUACCGCAUCAUCAGCGUGGGUGGGACGAAGGCCAUCAUCAACAGCACCAUCACCCCCAACAUGACGUUCACUAAAACCUCCCAGAAGUUUGGGCAGUGGGCCGACAGCCGGGCCAACACCGUCUACGGGCUGGGCUUCUCCACGGAACAGCAGCUGCAGCAGUUUGCGGAGCAGUUUAAGGAGGUGAAAGAGGCGGCCCGUCUGGCCAGAGAGAAAUCUCAGGAGAGGUUUGAAUUAGCUAAUCCUGCACUCAACAUCGCUGCUCCAGAGAUCUCCCAGGAGUUGUCAGAGGACCGCCAUUCUCCACCUCUGCUUACAGUCAACGGGCCCGGAGAGGAAAAGCUUUUCCGCAGCAAGAGCGCCGAAGUGGAGCUGACGGUGGAGAAGGAGAGGGUCAAAAAGAUGCUGUCAGAAGGGUCCAUGUGUGAGAUAAACCUGGAGGCUGAACUCUUCACCCUGCAGGACAGUAAUGCUAAGCUGGUGGCAGCGCUGCAGGAAGCUAACGGCAGUGUGGAGCAGUGGAAGAAGCAGCUCGCUGAGUACCAGGAGGAGACUGAUCGCCUCAAAGACCAGGUGGCGGAGCUGGAGGCCCAGCUGGGCCAUCCUUCUGCUGUCCAGACCAGUGGAGAGGAGCUGAGCCGCUCUAUGGAGGAGCUGGAAGUCCUGCUGAGUGCUAAAGACCAGGAAAUACACAAUCUACAGAGCAAGAAAACAGAUGUGGGUGAGCUAGAGAAGGAGAGAGAGGAGGCCAUGCAGAGACUGCAGGACCUGGAGAGACGAAACAGUGAGUUAGAGGAUCAGGUCCAGAGUGCUGAGAAGACGCUCGCCUCCAGCGAGGAAGAGCGGGAGCAGGCGGAGGGUGAGGUCCGACGAGUCAUUGAGGUUCUGGACGUCAAAAUCUGCGACCUUAAAGACCUGAAACAGAGCCUGGCAAAACUCAUCGACAAGUAGCUGCAGCAGCAGAAAUUGGGCUGCAUCUCCACAGUCAGCACAGGUUGCACUUGCAUUGCGUUAUCCCGAGGUUUGGGCAGAGCAGAAGUCGAAGCAAUACGGAGGAGGAGGUACAGGUGUUUACCUUCACAGAUCUGUUUUUUAUGAUCAGUGCUGGUAUACAGCAGAUAUCAGAAUCCUCUCAAAGGUGCUGUCUGCAGAAUAAAUCAUUGAUUAAGUUAAACUGCAACCUUGUUAUGAUUAUCUCAAACACUGCUACUUGUUUUGUCCGUAUCACACUUCAAGCAGCUGCAUGACCUUUAACUCUUCUACACCUGAUGAGGAAAGGAAGAUUUUUACACCAGUGUUUCACUCUUUUCUACAUCUGCCAUCACUGCAAACUCUGAAAGCUGAAGAUCCAUUUGUCUUUGGAGCAACAGCGCCCUCCUGCUCUUUUUGUUGCCAUAGCAAUUCAGAUUUCUUUCUAAAUGUGACCUGAUGGAUUCACAAUGCAUCAGAGAAGUGGCUGCAGUGAUGGUCUUAUCAUUUAUGUUUAUUAUACUGAGAAAGUAGUUUAUUAAUUGCAAAACUACACAGCUUACCUUUAAAACAGGAUUUGCACCAAAAGUAAUAAUAAGAUGGUUACUCUGCAAAAGUAGAUUGUUGUUUCAAAAGGUAGCGAAAUAUCAAAUAUCGGUACUUUUUUGUUCGUAUAUUUUUGUGUUUUUUUCUUAACACAACUCACAGUACUUACUCUCAUUGAAUUAUAGUGGAAAUAGAUGCAAUAAAGCUCUGAAAGAAGUUAAGAACACAAGGUCAAAAGCCUUGACGUGUUAAAUAAAAGCUUGUGCUGCUCUGUUUUUUUUCUUUUGUUUGUUUUUUACAGCAGACCUAGACGUCUUAUCCAUUGAACCAUGUCCAGUCUCGGUUAAACUUCAGUCUAGUAACAGCAGGAUGUGAGAUGUUAUAUGGGCUAAGAACUCCUACCAAAAAAACUGUGCUAAAUACUUUUUUUUCUAUGUUGUUGGACAUUUGUAGACAUGUCAAUGUUUGUUACUGCAGUUUGGCUUCAACACAUGACAGUUACAGCCUGUGGCCAACACAUAGUACAGUAUAUAUUCCGGUAAGACCAAUGCAUUUAGAUGUGCGUUAUUCCAUGAAAUUAUAGAUAUGAGAAGUAACUUUAUGUUAAGACAACUAGUAAAAUGAUAUCCAUGUAAAAUGUCUGCUUUUGCACAGUAACAAUCCUGAGCCGUAGUGGUGCAAUCCUUCCCUACACUGUGGAGAUGCACCCAAAGUGAGUUGGGUCUUAAGGACACAUUGAGACAAAGACCCUGAAUAAAAAUAAUCUCCAUCAGCAGCUUGGACUGGCCUCACAGCAGCCGGAUCAUCAACAAACAAUUGCAACAACCUGCUCACUUUCUGUCCUCUGAGGAUCGCCAGCGUACCAACGGGUUUUGUUUCUGUUUGAGGAGGGACUGCUCUUUUUCACACACUUAUUCUAUUACUCCUGUUCAUCGAUGGGUUACAUUGACGCUUGAGGUGUGAAAUCAACAAUAUGUCGUGGCUAAUUUGCUGCUAAAUACCACACUGACAGACAGAUCAGUAUGUGAAGGAAAGGUCCGGAGGUGUUACUGCAGAAAGUGACGUUGCUUUUCCGCCCUAAUGUUGUUGAACCUGAGAUUGCACUUGUUGUUUGUGCCAAGUUUAAUUUUGUUUACAUUUGACAUUGUUCACUAAAGGAUGCAGUUCCACUUUAUGUAUUUCUUUUUGCAGCAUUUCUAACGCUAUCAUUUUAACAUAACAGUAAUAAAAACCAUAGAUACAGGCUCAGCAAAUCCGCAGGGUAUAGAUCACAAAGAGAGCGAUGCAUGAGCUCUGCAGAUGCCCCGAACCUGCCAAGAACUGUGAAGCCGUCAUCUGUGUGUGUGUGUGUGUGUGUGUGUGUGUGUGUGUGUGAGUGUGAGAGAGAGAGAGAGAGUGUGGAACCUGAGACUAAAUCGACUUAUAAAGCACAAUUGCAGUAGUUUUAGUAAGUUGGUACUAAAUUGACUUGUUGGUCAGCUUUGUAUGUGAACCUCUGAUGCACAGCAGCUAUCGAUCUUUACUUCUCAACCCCAGAUGAGUUUUUGAUUUCUUCUCAUGACCGUAAUAUAGGAACAGAUAAGGUGCAGGCCUUCACAGCUGUUGAUGCUGUAACUGCUAGGAUCAUAAUAAUACGUCAAAAUAUGAUUCAAACAGGUCAUAAUGAAAUAUUUACCAGUAAAUGAAAACUACCACAUAAUGUAGUUGUAUUCCAUUAUUACCUUAGCUUUAGUAAUUAGCAUUAUAGCUUUGAAAUGAAAGGCUUGUACCUUCUUCUUCUAUAAAUGCUUACGUUGGAUUUGUUCGCUAAAAUAGUUGUAAAAAGUUAGAAUAUUACUGUCUGGUUUUCUAUUAAUUACAUAGAGGUUUACUGUUGAAGUUCCAAUAGUUUUGACAAGUUACUACACAAUCUGAGAGUUCUGACAUCAGCUGCUGUGUGCAAUGACAUUAAAUUAGCAAUAAAAUAAAGCAUAGAUGCCUGAUCAUAUAAUACAAGUAAUCUGGUGGUAAUGAGGGAUCUGUACAGCCUGUUUCUUCAACUUUACAACUUAAUCAUAGAUGUUUUCUUUACCAUUGAUUAGAUUAUGAUUGCAACCAGCCUCAGCAUGAGCUCCUCACAGUUAAUGUUAGGAACACUGACUUCACAGCAGCCUUUUUCCAGAGUGUAAGAAAAGUACACUAAUACUGUGCAAACAUCAAGAUUAGUUCAUCCAAGCACAGAAACCAUAGACUACAAGGGAAGCAGGAAAGACCUCUAUAUUCCAGCCCCCUUUUUUCCCCAGAAUCAAUAAUGUAUUAAAUUAUUUUACUGAAGAGUAGUAACACCACGUACUUCUUUAAGGUACACUGUUUACGUUUUACUCCAUAAAAUAAUGUGAAUUAUAUAUUCAGCAUUAUUGUCUAUCUGAAACUGAUUAAUAGAGAACUCCACUUUAAAUAAUUGAAAUGAUGUCGGUACCUGUUGUUGAAAAAUGUUACAAUUGUGCCACCAAUUUGUUUGUUGCAUCUUUAGAAAUGGUUAAAGCUGCAAUGGCAAAUAAUCUUUAUUCUGUUCUUUUUGUUAUCUGUAUUUGAAUAUAUUGGGGAGCUAUUAAGACAGCAUUCUGGGCAAUGUAGUGAAUCACCAGCUGAAGCAUGAUUAGUGGGCUGUGGAAGGAAGUUUUUCACACCACAAAAGAACAAAACAAUAAACAGCAUCAAACGUUG
Messenger RNA from Labrus bergylta (ballan wrasse), 4800 nucleotides. The record is from RefSeq and is a predicted model, not a curated record. Lineage: Eukaryota; Metazoa; Chordata; Actinopteri; Labriformes; Labridae.